AUGCUGAAGCGGACGACCGGCUCGAAGCGCCGGCCCCAGAUCCGCCACGAGAAUACCCAGCUCGGGACGGGCGCGGGUGUGACCGAAGGGCCGAUUGCGGUGCCUGGCCACAACGCGUUUCACGCCGGCGGAGCGAACACGGCUCCGCAGCCCGCCGCCUAUGCCCAGGGGCACAGCGAGGCGUACGCGCAGGUGCCGCAGGCUGCCUAUGCGCCUGCGCCUGCCGAGGUGCCGCAGGGCGGCCGGCCAUCGAUAGACUACACUGCGUCUGCACGGCCGUCGGUCGACUACCACGCGUCGGCGCGGCCGUCGGUCGACCAACACGCGUCGGCGCGUCCGUCGGUCGACGGAUACAACACACCGGCGUGGCCGCCUACUGAGGGAUACAACGCGAUGGCGCGUCCUUCGGUUGACGGAUACAAUACUUUGGCGCGUCCGUCGGUCGACACGUACGCCCCGAACGACGUGUAUGCGCAGUACGCCGUCACGCCGCGCGGGUCGGUCGGCGACACACACAGCGCGUACGCGGCGCAAGCGCGCGCGGCCGUGCCGGAGCGCCCGGCGCUGACGCCGUACGAAGAGGCGUUGCGUGCGACCGAGCCUGUGCCCGAGCCCGAGCCCGAGCCUGUGCCUGAACCCAAGACGGAGCCGGCGGCGCCGAUGCUCGGCGUGCGCGACCGCCUGCGCCCUGCGCCAUCCAUGUCGCGUGCGUCGCCACAGCCUGCGGCACUUGCGCCCCCCGCCGAUGCUCUGGAGGUCGGCUCGCUGACCAAGGAGCGGCAGCCGGCCGCCCUCGACGCGGUGCUGAGUGCGCUUGUCGCCGCGGGCCGCAAGCGCCAGACGGCGCGCAUUCUGCGUGGCGACAGUGACCCCGAUGAGAAGAGCGGCACGUCCCAGGUGAUGGUGCCCCAGGCGAGCCGCGUGAUCAACGACUACGUCUCGCCGUCCGACGAUCCCAAAUUCCGUGCGCUGAAUGCGGUGCUGCGCAAGCUCAAAGCCGAGUGGUCGUUUUUGAUGGACGAUGGAUUCAAUCCCCUGGCGCUCGUCCUGUCGCUCUUGCCAAACGGCGGCCUGCGCGAGCGCCUCGUCGACUUUACGUCGCUCAACUCGCUUAUUGAAGGCACGCUGCAAGGCACGCUCGACGACCACUACGAGUCGUUUGCGAUGGCCAUCACGGUGAACCACGGCAUGAUCCAGUCACUGGGCGAGGCGCAGGACCAUGUCUCUGGCACGCGUGCCAAGCUGCAAAACGCCCGCGACGCGCUCGGCGCGCGCCGUGCAGACCUUGUGCAAAUGUGGCAGCGUAUUCAGAGCGUCAAGGAGGCGAUGCGUGUCCUGGCGCUCAUCGAGCAGCUGCGCAAUGUACCCGAUGAGCUCGAGACACUAAUGUCCGAGAAGCAGUUCCUCCAAGCGACGCAGCUGCUGAUGCGCUCGCUGCGCAUGAUCCAGCGCGAGGAGCUCGUUGAGGUCGGCGCGACGGCCGAUCUGCGUACGUACCUGCGCUCGCAGGAGCACUCGCUGCUCGAGAUCCUCAUCGAGGAGCUGCACAACCACCUGUACCUCAAGUCGUACUACUGCGACGCGCGCUGGAAGAGCUACGUGCAAGGCCAGGACGCCCUCCCGGACGUUCUCUUUGGUGCAGACUACGCGCCAGAGGUCGACGGUGGCGCGCGGCCGACCAAGCUCGCGCGCUUCAUGCACCUCCUCCGCGGCCGCGUCGUGUACGAUGCGCCAGAGGCCGAUACGCACCUCGACCGGGACCUGGACCUGAGUGCCGAUGCGGACCACGAACUCGAGACGCAGGCCGAGCAUGCCGUCGACGAAAAGACAGCGCAGAACCCCGAAAAAGAUUCGUUCCUCUACCUCGAGAUGCUCCUCGAGAGCCUUGCGCGCCUCGGCAAGAUUGGGUAUGCGCUCGAGAUGAUUGGGCAGCGCCUGCCGUUUGAGGUGCACCAGCUCGUCGAUGCAACGAUCGACGAGGUGGACCGCCGCCACGAUCCCCACCGCCACACGAUGGCCGGUGCGGCGCGGUCCGAGUCGGUGUUCUUUGCGCCUUCUGCGCUCACCGCGUCCUUUAUGGAAGACGGCGUGCGCAAGUCGUUUUCCUUGCUUUCUGCCGCACAGCUCGCGGAAAAGAGCAAGACAAACCAGCACGAGCUGUCCGCGCUGCAGCGGGACAUGGACACGAUGCGCGACUUUUUCUGGACGCUCUUCUCCAAGCUCGAUGCCAUGCUCCAAGGCCACCGCGUCGUGCAGGACGUCGCGGGCGCCAUCUUUAGCCGCGCAGACGUCAAGGACGCCGCCGCGGCCGACCGCGCCUCGGCAGAGCUCGGCACGACGGCGCUGGCGCGUGUCUGGCAGGCGGUCGAGUACGAAGUGCGUGCGCUUUUGCACGACUACCUGUCCGAAGACACGCAGGCCGUUUCGUCAGCAAGCGUAUCUGCACCCUCGCUGAACGAGCUGCUGCGCACCAAAGGCUACGAGCGCGACAAGAGCCACACGCUCUUUCGCAUGGCCGACCUGCGCAAACAGCAGAAUGCCGUACGCCGCUCCGAAGACAAGGUCGACACAGCGCUGCGUACCUUUGUUCCGGGUCUCGUCGUGCAAGACGCCGGCCCGGCGAAUGCGACGUACCUCGUCAACACAAGCACGUCGACGCGCCCAGAUGAGUACACGGGCGCGGGCCACCGCCUCUUGGUGCGCCCGCUUACCUUUACCGUGUCGGUGCUCUUCCAGCCGACACUGGCGUUUAUCUCGCGCGUUCCGCACGUACUUCCCGAAGACGCCGCCGGCGCCUCGGCGCGUGGCUUUGGCGGCUUCCUGCGCGAGUUUGUGCAGCACAUGUUUUUGCCGAUGCUCGAAGAAAAGGUGCAGACUCUCUUGUCGACGGCCACCAACGUCCCCGAGGCGUUUGCCGCGGAGCCUGCCAAGCGCACGCACGCCGCGCGUCCGAUCGUGAAGAGCGUCGGGCAGGUGAUUGCACUGGUCGACAGUCUGUACACCAUGCUGCAGGUCGCGCCGUUCCACCGCGCGUCGUACUCGCGGCUGAUUCUGAUGGUCUUUGUCGAGUACUACGAGCGGUGCAACGAGCGCUUCAAGCAGCUCGUGUCGGAGGACGCGGACGCGACGCACAGCGGCGGCCCGUACGUGCUUGCGGCGACGUGGACGCAGCGCAAGGAGCUCUACUUGUGCCUCACCGAGGCGCUGACGGCCGAUCCGUCGAGCACGCGUGCGCUCGACAUCCGGUACGCCGAGUCGCAAAUCGAGCGGCGGUACGCGGCGGCAGCGCCGGUGCAACGCGCAGACCUUGUUACGUCGCGCAAGCGUAUUCUUGCGCUGGGCCAUUUGCAGUACAGCAUCCAGUUUAUUCUGCAGCAUAUGGCGCAUCUGCGUGCGACCGACGCCGACGACGAGCGCAGCGAGCGGGCGCUGGCCGAAAAUGAGCUGCCGCUGCCGCUCAGUGCGGCGCUCGCUAGCCGCUUUGACGAGAUUCCCCGGCUGUUUAGACUGCUUGGCCAUGUCGUGCUGAUGACGCUGCGCGUCGAGCUGCGCCUCAAGACGCUGUACUACCUACGCCUGGCGAUUACCGAAGGCGCGUACAUUGUCGACGCCGGCUCGCUCGAGCCGGACUCGCAUGUGGUCGAUCUCAACACGGAGCUGAGCGCGUACAACGACAUGCUCAAAGAGACGAUUUUGCCCGAGCACCAGCGCUUUGUCCUCGACGGCCUCGAUAUCCUGAUGGACGCCGUGAUGAUCGACGGCGUACGCCACCUCCGGGCCAUCAACCGCCACGGUGUGACAAAGAUGAUCCGCAACAUUUUGUCGCUGCAGCAGAACCUGAAAAACAUCGUGGCUGCGCCGCAGCGUGUCGACCUCGAACGCAGCAAAAAGUUCUGGGAGAUGCUCUCGCGCGAGCCGGAGCAGUGGCUUGCGAUGGUGCGACGUACCAAGGCGCAGCAUACGUUUGAGGAGUACAAGGCAGCGCUUGAUCUGUGCCUCGGCAUUGACAACGCACGCAAAGGCGAGCGGCCUGUGUCGGGCGUGCCGUUGCCGCGUAUUGCGCAUGCGGGCACGUCGUCCGAGCGCGAUGUCACGCAGCAGCGGUACAAUGAGCUGCUGAUUGAGCUGCACGAGGGCGUAGGUGCUACUAUGUAG
Malassezia japonica is the source of this 4155-nucleotide messenger RNA. RefSeq names its product Xaa-Pro aminopeptidase (gene SEC8). The record is from RefSeq and is a predicted model, not a curated record. Lineage: Eukaryota; Fungi; Basidiomycota; Malasseziomycetes; Malasseziales; Malasseziaceae. The transcript has a single exon. Gene Ontology annotation, cellular component: exocyst. The coding region runs from base 1 to 4155 and encodes 1384 amino acids. Gene Ontology annotation, biological process: exocytosis; Golgi to plasma membrane transport.